Nematostella vectensis (starlet sea anemone) is the source of this 1691-nucleotide messenger RNA. Its product is annotated as very low-density lipoprotein receptor-like. NCBI's taxonomy places the organism in Eukaryota, Metazoa, Cnidaria, Anthozoa, Actiniaria, Edwardsiidae. The coding region runs from base 308 to 1642 and encodes 444 amino acids. The record is from RefSeq and is a predicted model, not a curated record. Gene Ontology annotation, molecular function: protein binding. The transcript is spliced from 6 exons.
UUGAACCUACGCGCGAACUGUCAAUAUCAUCAUGAAGCUAGUAACGCGCGCCGGGAUACGCUACACAAUUGAUCGAUUAGUUGGAAAUUAAUUUAUUAGCGGCAUUCAAAGCAGCAAGUGAGCGACGACUUAGCAAACAGUGUCACGGUUGGAAAUCAUCCUUCAUAAACGGGUUCCAAUUAAUACCCACCGGAAUACACACAGCGAAAGGAAUGAAAUGUCACCAAGACCAGCAAAUUCGGGUCAUCGGCUGUAAAGACAGCAAAGCAGCAGAUAUAUUAGCCUGUUCUUAAUCACUUAUACCGAGAUGACUGGAAGUUCAGUGAAGUUUUUUCUUUGGUUUCUCUUAGAAGCUUUAGUCGUUGAUGCAUUGAAGCUUGAAGCCAAAGAUUCUAGCUCCUUGUGCAAGAUAUGCAUGUGUAGAAAUUCAGAAGUCGAUUGUAUAGCUAAGAAUAUUCAACACGUACGAAGAGAAGAUAUACCAAGAGGCACUCGCUAUCUAUAUUUGUCGGAGAAUCCAAUUGUCUGCGACUGCGCACUAGCUGAAUUACUGCGGCACAGCAAAUUGAAGGUUAAGGGCGCAUGCGCGAAUGGGCAACACAUCGGGAAGGACUUGGCACUACUCAGAUACGAAGACUUUGAUUGCGGAUUAUUAUUGCCUUCAGAAAUGUCACGUGAGCGACACCGAAGAGAAACAGAAAUUACCCAGUGCAUACCGGGCACUCUUAACUGCGUUCCGAUCACGUGUGGUGGCAAUAACUUCUGGUUACCCUUGGCAACGUAUUGGGGUUGCUGUAAAGGCCAGGUCCAUGAUCUACGCAAGUCUUUCUGUGAGUCUGUACAAGGAACGAUAGUGUGCAUAGCAGCAGACUUCCAAUGCCGAAACCAGCACUGCCUUCCUACACAGUGGGUCUGUAAUGGGCAAAACGACUGCCAAGACGGGUCGGAUGAGAUAGGAUGCGAAGGCUGCAAAAACGUGGCAGACUCGUUUCGGUGCAGGAACAAGCGUUGCAUUCCCGCCUCCAGAGUGUGCGAUACGUAUAACGACUGUGGAGACGGCUCCGAUGAAACGUUCUGUAGGUGGAAAGAUGGUAGCGGAUGGUGUGGCGUUCACGAUUUCCGCUGUGCAAACGAUCGCUGUACUCAUUUGAGCAAUGUUUGCAACGAUCGUGACGACUGCGGCGAUGCUUCCGAUGAGGCCGGAUGUGUCGCAAAAACCACCACAAGUUGUGAAGAUGGAUGGAGCUAUUACAAUGGCCGCUGUUACAAGGUCGUCAUCAAACCGUCCACUUGGGCGCAUGCGCAGUCAGCCUGUCGAUCUAAUGACUCGCACUUAAUCAAGAUCACUUCCUUUGGGCUUGACUACUUCACCCAGAGUUUAAGUAGUCACAUCAGUAUGUUUUGGAUCGGCCUGUCGCGUAGCAACGGAGCAUUCAGAUGGACUGACGGGGAGAAACUUGGGAGUUUUGCGAAUUGGGCGAUUGGCUCACCGGUUAUGGAUGCCGGUACAGAUUGCGUUGCUAUGGUGAAUCUGACGAUUGUGUCGAAAACCUGGCGAAACCAGGAUUGUGGUCUAAAGCUAGGCUAUGUCUGCGAUAAAGGUGGGACUUUGCAAUCGAUCAAGUUGAUUAGAUUCUUAUAACUUAAAAGCAUAGAUACAGGAGGCGACAAUGAUUUACCUUUAUUUGUUU